Molecule: messenger RNA, 675 nt
Organism: Nerophis lumbriciformis (worm pipefish)
Lineage: Eukaryota; Metazoa; Chordata; Actinopteri; Syngnathiformes; Syngnathidae
Source: RefSeq, a predicted model, not a curated record
AUGUCUUCUGAUUUUGAAACCUAUGAGCAGGACUUUGGAACCGUUACCGCGGAAUUAACCAACAAAAUAGGCAGAAUUCCCAAAUUGGGUGGAGAGGAGAAGACACAGCUGGUUCUAAAUGUCGACAAACAGCUUGAAGAAGUCAGAGAGUUGUUGGAGCAGAUGGACCUGGAGGUGCGGGAGAUCCCGGUUCAGAGUCGAGCCAUGUACAACAGCCGUCUGAAAAGCUACAAGCAGGAAGUGGAAAAGCUGGAGAAGGACUUUAAAAGGUCACGUAUCGCCUACAGUGACGAGGUGCGCAACGACCUCCUGGGGGAUGACGUCGGCUCCUCGGAGAACCAGUUGAUAAAGUUGCGUGAAGAGAGAGCGCAUCUGUUGGACAACACAGAGAGGCUGGAAAGGUCAUCGCGGAGACUAGAGGCCGGCUACCAGAUAGCGGUGGAAACAGAACAAGUGGGCCAAGAGAUUCUCUCCAACCUUCACACCGACCGCGAGAAGAUCCAGAGGGCCAGAGAGAGGCUGCGAGAAACGGACGCCAACCUUGGGAAGAGCUCUCGCAUCCUCACGGGCAUGCUGAGAAGGAUCAUCCAGAAUCGCGUGCUGGUCUUCGUCCUGGGAGCCUUCAUCCUCCUCACCAUCAUCCUGGCCAUCUAUUUCAAUCUGCGGGGCCACUGA